Molecule: messenger RNA, 1279 nt
Organism: Agrilus planipennis (emerald ash borer)
Lineage: Eukaryota; Metazoa; Arthropoda; Insecta; Coleoptera; Buprestidae
Product: polygalacturonase-like
Exons: 2
Coding region: 108-1205 (365 amino acids)
Biological process (GO): pectin catabolic process
Cellular component (GO): extracellular region
Molecular function (GO): polygalacturonase activity
Source: RefSeq, a predicted model, not a curated record
ACUGUCAAUUAAAGAAACUGAUUACCGUAUUAAGCUAUAAAUACGCAUAAACAUGAGGAAGAAGUCAGUUGUGGUAUAUUGUUUGCAUCAACCAAACGCGAUAAACCAUGAAUCCCUUAGUACUGCUAAGCAGUAUUCUUUUGGUGACUUCAACUUUGGCCAGUCCCCUUUCUGGUGAUACUCGUGCAAGUUGUACUCUCUCAGGAUCCAGUUUGGGCAGCUUAAGUUCAAUCAAGUCAUCAUGUACAAAAAUCACCAUACAAGACUUAACGGUCCCCGCUGGUAAAACGUUAGAUUUAACCGGUUUAAAAUCUGGGACCACUGUCACUUUCAAAGGAACCACUACAUUCGGUUACAAAGAAUGGGCCGGCCCUCUAAUAUCUGUCAGUGGAUCAAAGAUUACAAUUGAUGGAGCAUCUGGGAAUAAAAUAGACGGUAAAGGAUCACAAUACUGGGACGGAAAAGGUGGAAAUGGUGGAAAAACCAAACCCAAAUUUUUCAAAGCAGGAAAACUCAAUCACUCAGUUAUCAAGAACAUUAACAUCUACAACACGCCCGUCCAUGUAUUUUCCAUUAACAACUGUGAAAAUAUAACAGUGCAAAACGUCCUUAUUGACGAUUCCAAAGGCGAUUCCGGCGGUGGUCACAACACCGAUGGAUUCGACGUUAGCGACUCCACCCAAGUUGUCAUCAAAAACAGCAAAGUUUACAGCCAAGACGACUGUCUCGCCAUCAAUUCAGUCAAUGAUCUUCGUUUCGAAAACAACUAUUGCAAAGGUGGACAUGGUAUUUCCAUUGGAUCUGUUGGAGGCCGCAGCAAUAACGUUGUAAAGAAAGUGGUAGUCAAAAAUUGUGAAGUUGUCAACAAUGAUAACGGCAUCAGAAUCAAGACGGUAUACGACAAGACAGGAUCGGUCAGUGACAUCACCUUCCAGGACAUCACUCUUACCAACAUUAACAAAUAUGGUAUCACCAUUCGUGGCGAUUACACCAACAGCGGACACAAAGGUACCGCAACCAGUGGUGUUCCAAUUAAGGGAUUGACCAUUAAAAAUGUGAAGGGUACAGUAAAAUCAUCAGCAACUAGGAUAUUCGUUUUGGUAAAGGGAGCGUCUAACUGGAAAUGGUCUGGUGUGAGUAUUUCUGGAGGAAAGAAAUCAAGCAGCUGUUCUGGAAUACCAAGUGGUUCUGGAGCGUCUUGCUGAGAUAAUUUAUGACAAUUAUAACUGUUAAACGUAUAUUUGCAAAACACAAAUCAAUAAAUUAAUUAUUAGCAAUU